CAUGGACACCCGUACUCCGGCCGCCACCAUUUUCCGAUUGUUCACAAAAGAAUCACUGGUGAAGAUCGAAAGGCGAAUAGCCGAGGAACAAGCUGCCAAAGAAUCCAGUCACGAUAAGGAUCACCAUGGUGACGAUCAGCACGAAGAAGAAAAGCACAGUGGUGAAAAUGAGGAAAAUAAACCAAAACCGAAUCCAGCUUUGGAGAUUGGAAAAACAUUACCGACCAAGUACGGGGAAUUCCCACCUGAACUCAUUGGCAAACCGAUUGAGGAUAUUGAUGAAUAUUACGCAAACAAAUACUCUUUCCUGGUCGUAGCCCGGGAUAGGUCGAUAUUUAGGUUUACUGCCACAAAGGCUCUUUUUCUACUCAGCCCCUUCAAUCCAGUAAGAAGGGCUGCCAUCUACGUCCUUACUCAUCCCGCAUUUUCUCUCUUCGUUAUGGUCGUUAUUUUAGUCAAUUGCGUUUUCAUGGCUAUUAAUAAGGAUAUAAAACAUUCGGAAUUAAUUUUUACCAUUAUCUAUACCAUCGAAGGUUCUAUCAAGAUGACGGCUCGAGGUUUUAUACUCAACGAUUUUACUUACUUGAGGGACGCUUGGAAUUGGUUGGAUUUUACAGUAGUAACGCUCGCGUAUAUAACAAUGUUCAUCGAACUCGGGAAUUUGGCUGCCCUUCGAACUUUCCGUGUUCUUAGGGCUUUGAAAACGGUUGCAGUUGUUCCAGGUAAAUGCAAUUAG
Messenger RNA from Dimorphilus gyrociliatus, 736 nucleotides. The record is from the annotation of a GenBank genome assembly. NCBI's taxonomy places the organism in Eukaryota, Metazoa, Annelida, Polychaeta, Dinophilidae.